Paramisgurnus dabryanus is the source of this 4764-nucleotide messenger RNA. The record is from RefSeq and is a predicted model, not a curated record. NCBI's taxonomy places the organism in Eukaryota, Metazoa, Chordata, Actinopteri, Cypriniformes, Cobitidae.
GAACACCUGUCACAUCACUGUUCUGCUUCAUCUGUUGAAGAGAAACUCUCAGGGAUUUUGCUCUGCAGUAGCUUUUCAUAACAGUUGCAGGUUUGUCACAAUGAGGUUUUUAAUCUCAUUGUCUGUGUGUCUACUGGUGCUGUUUAAUGGUGAAAUAAUCAAUGGACAAACAACAAUAAUCAAUGGACAAACAACAGAGAUUUUUUAUCCAUUUGGCUCAGCGGUUGGAGACGUUCAAACUUUUGUUGAUGGUGGAGAAGACUAUGUUCCAGUUUCCCUAUCCAGUCCAUUUGUGUUUUUUGGCAGCACAUACAAUCUAAUAUAUGUGAACUAUAAUGGCCUCCUUUCAUUCAACCAACCUUUCCAAGAAGAUCCUUACACUUUUCCAUCUUAUGGAAGUCAAGAUUUAAUUGCUCCCCUCUGGGCUGACUUUGAUGACUAUGGACUUAUUGCGUUCUACUAUCAGCAGUACACAUCUGGAAAUGUCCUCACACGAGCCACCGAAGAUAUAAACCAGUAUUACCCUGGUCUAAGCUUCAACGCUUCUUGGGUCUUUGUAGCAACCUGGGACUAUGUUGAAACUUGGGAUUUAAAUACAUUUUUACAGCAUUUAGCCUCAUCAAUCUCGUUUCAAGCUGUUUUAAUUUCGGAUGGCGUCUCCUCCUUUAUUCUGAUGAACUAUGGUGACAUGAGUGUGAUCAGUUAUCCAGUGGAGGCUGGAUAUGACACAGUUGGAUCAACAAAUUACUUUGUCAUUCCUGAGUCAAACGAUGGCAACCUCAUCCCCAACCUUAAGUACACCAAGUAAUGUAAACACUCCAGGCCGUUGGGCUUUCUCUGCCAAUCAAGGGGUUUUCUAUCCCUUUGGCUCGGCGGUUGGAGACAUUCAAACUCUUGUUAAUGGUGGUGAAGACUCCGCUUCAGUUAACCUAGCCAGUCCAUUUGUGUUUUUUGGCCGCACAUACAAUCUAAUAUAUGUAAACUAUAAUGGACUCCUUUCAUUCAACCAACCGAUAAUAGAAGAUCCUUACACUUUUCCAUCUUAUGGAAGUCAAGAUGUAAUUGCUCCUCUCUGGGCUGACUUUGAUGACUAUGGACUUAUUGCAUUCUACUAUCAGCAGUACACAUCUGGAAAUGUCCUCACACAAGCCACAGAAGAUAUAAACCAGUAUUACCCUGGUCUGAGCUUCAACGCUACUUGGGUCUUUGUAGCAACUUGGGACUAUGUUGAAACUUGGGAUUUUAACACAUUUUCACAGCAUUCGGCUUCAUCUGUCUCGUUUCAAGCGGUUUUAAUUUCGGAUGGUGUCUCCUCCUUUAUUCUGAUGAACUAUGGUAACAUGAGUGUGAUCAGUUAUCCAGUAGAGGCUGGAUAUGACACAGUUGGAUCCACAAAUUACUUUGUCAUUCCUGGGUCAAACGAUGGCAGCCUCAUCCCCAACCUCAAGUACACAAGUAAUGUAAACACUCCAGGCCGUUGGGCUUUCUCUGCUAAUCAAGGGGUUUUCUAUCCCUUUGGCUCGGCGGUUGGAGACAUUCAAACUCUUGUUAAUGGUGGUGAAGACUCCGCUUCAGUUAACCUAGCCAGUCCAUUUGUGUUUUUUGGCCGCACAUACAAUCUAAUAUAUGUAAACUAUAAUGGACUCCUUUCAUUCAACCAACCGAUAAUAGAAGAUCCUUACACUUUUCCAUCUUAUGGAAGUCAAGAUGUAAUUGCUCCUCUCUGGGCUGACUUUGAUGACUAUGGACUUAUUGCAUUCUACUAUCAGCAGUACACAUCUGGAAAUGUCCUCACACGAGCCACAGAAGAUAUCAGACGCUAUUACCCUGGUCUGAGUUUCAACGCUACUUGGGUCUUUGUAGCAACUUGGGACUAUGUUGAAACUUGGGAUUUAAACACAUUUUCACAGCAUUCGGCCUCAUCUGUCUCGUUUCAAGCGGUUUUAAUUUCGGAUGGUGUCUCCUCCUUUAUUCUGAUGAACUAUGGUAACAUGAGUGUGAUCAGUUAUCCAGUAGAGGCUGGAUAUGACACAGUUGGAUCCACAAAUUACUUUGUCAUUCCUGGGUCAAACGAUGGCAACCUCAUCCCCAACCUCAAGUACACAAGUAAUGUAAACACUCCAGGCCGUUGGGCUUUCUCUGCUAAUCAAGGGGUUUUCUAUCCCUUUGGCUCAGCGGUUGGAGACAUUCAAACUCUUGUUAAUGGUGGUGAAGACUCCGCUUCAGUUAACCUAGCCAGUCCAUUUGUGUUUUUUGGCCGCACAUACAAUCUAAUAUAUGUCAACUAUAAUGGACUCCUUUCAUUCAACCAACCGAUAAUAGAAGAUCCUUACACUUUUCCAUCUUAUGGAAGUCAAGAUGUAAUUGCUCCUCUCUGGGCUGACUUUGAUGACUAUGGACUUAUUGCAUUCUACUAUCAGCAGUACACAUCUGGAAAUGUCCUCACACGAGCCACAGAAGAUAUAAACCAGUAUUACCCUGGUCUGAGCUUCAACGCUACCUGGGUCUUUGUAGCAACUUGGGACUAUGUUGAAACUUGGGAUUUUAACACAUUUUCACAGCAUUCAGCCCCAUCUGUAUCGUUUCAAGCGGUUUUAAUUUCGGAUGGUGUCUCCUCCUUUAUUCUGAUGAACUAUGGUAACAUGAGUGUGAUCAGUUAUCCAGUGGAGGCUGGAUAUGACACAAUUGGAUCCACAAAUUACUUUGUCAUUCCUGGGUCAAACGAUGGCAACCUCAUCCCCAACCUCAAGUACACAAGUAAUGUAAACACUCCAGGCCGUUGGGCUUUCUCUGCUAAUCAAGGGGUUUUCUAUCCCUUUGGCUCGGCGGUUGGAGACAUUCAAACUCUUGUUAAUGGUGGUGAAGACUCCGCUUCAGUUAACCUAGCCAGUCCAUUUGUGUUUUUUGGCCGCACAUACAAUCUAAUAUAUGUCAACUAUAAUGGACUCCUUUCAUUCAACCAACCGAUAAUAGAAGAUCCUUACACUUUUCCAUCUUAUGGAAGUCAAGAUGUAAUUGCUCCUCUCUGGGCAGACUUUGAUGACUAUGGACUUAUUGCAUUCUACUAUCAGCAGUACACAUCUGGAAAUGUCCUCACACGAGCCACAGAAGAUAUAAACCAGUAUUACCCUGGUCUGAGCUUCAGCGCUACUUGGGUCUUUGUAGCAACUUGGGACUAUGUUGAAACUUGGGAUUUAAACACAUUUUCACAGCAUUCAGCCCCAUCAAUCUCGUUUCAAGCGGUUUUAAUUUCGGAUGGUGUCUCCUCCUUUAUUCUGAUGAACUAUGGUGACAUGAGUGUGAUCAGUUAUCCAGUGGAGGCUGGAUAUGACACAGUUGGUUCCACAGAUUACUUUGUCAUUCCGGGGUCAAACAAUGGUAACCUCAUCCCCAACCUCAAGUCCUCAAGUAAUGUAAACACUCCAGGCCGUUGGGCUUUCUGUACUAAUCAAGAUCCGUGUGCUGCACUCAGCUGUACUGAAGAUGAAUGGUGUGGAGAGAACAGCGGUGUUUAUGGCUGUUUCUGCAAAAACAACCAAACCAGAUCUGAUCCUGACUCUUUUGAUUUCUUUGAAACCUGUGAGAGCAGUACAGGAAAUAUAUCUAUAUCUCGCUGUCAGCUCUUUGAAGCUGGUUUUUCAGCAAGUGACCUUCAUCUCAAUGAUCCCAGCUGCAGAGGAAUCAUCCAGAAUGGCCGAGUGGAGUUUGGUUUUGAUAACAAUGGACACACCUGUGGUACAAAUCUUGUGGCCAAUGGCACUCAUAUCACCUACGAGAACUUUAUUUUGGGAGCACCAGGGUCAUCUGAAGGUCUCAUCAGCAGGGAGAGAAUUCUACAGAUAUCUUUCAGCUGUGUUUACCCCCAAACCCAAACACUUUCUAUGAUAGAAAUGAACCCACUGGAGAGCGUUUAUCACAAGAACCUUCCUUCUGGUCAAGGGAUGUAUCAGGUCCGAAUGAUCCCAUAUGAGGACGUUGGGUUCUCUCAGCCCUUCAAUGGUAGUGUGGAUGCAGAACUCAACCAGGAGAUUUUUGUUGAGGUUCGUGUUGAUGGGGUUGACAGUCGACAGUUGGUGACAGUGAUUGACACAUGUUGGGCUACACCUGUGAAUGAUCCAGAUUACAGUCUGCGCUGGGAUCUCAUCACUGGAGAGUGUCCAAAUCCACAUGAUAACACAGUGAAGCUUCUUCAGAAUGGUGUCUCAACAUCCAGCCGUUUCUCCUUCAGGAUGUUCGUCUUCAACUCAAACUCCACUAAAGUUUACCUGCACUGUGCUGUUCAUCUUUGUCUUCUGGCCAACAAUUACUGCUCAGCGCACUGUGCUUCUGGAUAUCACCAGAGGGUCGGCAGGUCUCUGGACUUCUAUGACAGUUCUUCUAUAUCAAUGGGUCCUUUCGUCUGGUCUGAUGGAAAUGCAGACAAAUAGGCUCCAGAAUUAGUGUGAGUGUCCGGAGCUCCUGGUCUGACUGGUUGUUUGAUGAUACUUUUGGUUUCACUCCUGAGAGCCUGCACCAUCUUCUAGGACGUCUCCACAAUGCAAAAAUUCUAAUCUUAAAAGUUUCUAUAGCUUAACAUUUGCUUUGUCAUAUCUGAUAUCUAAUUAUGUUUUCUAUAAAACUAAUGAAGGAAGAGCACUACACUUGUUUUAUUGCUUAAUUUGAAAUUAUUCUUUCUAAUGUAAUGAUAAGAUUUAGUUUGAUUGUUGAUUAUUAUCUUUCCUUUAAAAAUACUUUAUUGUGUUAAAAAAAUAUAUUGUGAAAAAU